Messenger RNA from Xylona heveae TC161, 2028 nucleotides. RefSeq lists its product as hypothetical. The record is from RefSeq and is a predicted model, not a curated record. The transcript is spliced from 2 exons. NCBI's taxonomy places the organism in Eukaryota, Fungi, Ascomycota, Xylonomycetes, Xylonales, Xylonaceae. Bases 1 to 2028 code for a protein of 675 amino acids.
AUGCGGAGUCGAAAAUUCCAUCGAACGGAUGAGGAGCUUCAAGGGUACAAACAAAUGUACCAUAAGCUACACAACCUGGAAAAUUUUCCUUCGGUGCUGCCCGAGGCACGAGAUAUGCUGAUAUCUUUCUUUGCUGAGACUCUUGAUACCGCAACAAAAGCCCCGGAACGCGGCAUUCUUGGCCUCAAGAAGUUUGAUGUGGAGCAGCUCACGGCUUUCCUGAAGGCCAAGGAUGACAAUAUUACGCAGCGCUGGGAGAACUAUCUAGCUCGAAGGGCCCGCGGUGCGCCUCGGGAGCUCUUCAAGGAUCUUGAACAUGCCAAAUGGUUCCUCAGACAGAGUGCACCAAACAAAAUGGUUGAUGGUGCCUGGCUAGGGCAUGUCCACAACAUCACCACGCCGUUUGCACUUCGCCGAAUCACCAAAAAUGCCUGGCAGGUCUUUUCGGAAGAGGUUGGAGAUGGAGAUUUGACCAAGAAUCACGCGUACAUCUAUGCUUCACUCACGAAAGAGAUUGAAGCAGGCCUUCCGGAUGCAAGCAGUCAUGCUUUCGUAGAGCCCAGCCUUGGACUCAACGAAAUUGCGCCCUGGAAGGCAGGACUCUCGCAGCUAUUAAUCUCGCUUUUCCCGCACGAAUUUCUUCCUGAGAUUCUUGGUUUCAAUAUGCAUUUUGAAAUGCUCACGUGGGACACCAUGCGGGCGAUCAAAGAGUUGGAGGAACUGAAGCUGGAUUCCUACUAUUUCCUGCUACACAUUUCGAUUGAUAAUGCAGACAGUGGACACACGGCAAUGGCGAUGCAGGCUGUUAUUGACUUCCUCAAUCACGUGAAGAAGACGGAAGGCACUGCCGCAGCCCAUCAAGCAUGGAAACGUGUCCAGGCAGGAUUCAUUCUGUCAGAGAGUCUACCUAGCUCUCCGAGCAAUACUUUUGCCGAUGUGUUGCCUAAACGCCACCCAAACAAGCUGGAAGCAGAGGUCCUCAGAGCUUUCAAGACCAAAGCACCAGUCGCGCACAAGCUUCAUUGUGGCACGAGGGUUUCUAUCCAGCGCAGGUCCCUUGUGGACUGGCUUGAGCCCAAUGCGUUUGAAUCAGAGAUUCGCCAGAUGGAAUUCUUGGACGCGCUGAGUAAUUCGAAACCCUGGAUCUACAAAGGCCAUCCUGAGCGCAGCCGACUUAUUCAGUCUUUGGAAUGGGAAGGUAAAAUGUUCGGAUCUUUUACGCAGACUGAAGUCGAGGAUUUGAGGAAAUGGAUCGAGUCACUGGCCAGGCCGAUGCCGAAUGCAGAAAUCUACUGGUCCUUUACAAGGAGAACGGCCAUUAGUUCUGAAAUUGCUCUUAAGUGCAGGAGCAUUAGGGUUGCUUACCCAGUCAUUGGUCCUGCAACAGACUCACAUUUAUCCACACCUGGAAAGACACUCUCUGCAUCCGAGCUUACAUUCCAAGUGGCGUCGACCUCGAGACCUGCGCUGGACAAGCUUCUGCCACUUUGGUUUACCCAUACUUGUCUGCUCGAAGCGAUCGUCACUAUUCCUAUCAAGACAACGGACCAGUCUACCGCUGCAGUUCUUCGCGUGCUCCGUGCACAAUAUGGGUUUGCGCCCGAGGGCUCUGGAGUUGCAGGCAUGGACGAAGUGCGCCGGACUGAUAGUAUCGACCUUGUCCAACUGGGACUCGAAAUGAUAAAGGCUGCUGGCCUUCCUCAGCCGCAGUGUCUCAGCGAUGUUUUGUGUGGGCGCGAGUCAGGUUUUGCAGACGAAAUGCUGCACAUGUCGAUGCGGCCAAUGGAGAAUCGUGAGCUGCUCAUGGGAAUGUCCUUGGCUUUUGUGAAUUUGCAUGAGUCUCUUGCAACCUCUUCAUCGAUCAAUUUGCUUUCGAUGGAUAGCAAGGCCAUCUUGGCAGACAUGGCUGCUCGAGAGCGUGAAGGGCUUCGAUUUUGUCUAGAAGAAUUGAGAAGCAGUAACGCUCGCUAUGCAAGGUUCUGCCAGGGAUAUGAGAUGGGCAAGCAGGAGAUUGAAAGCUGCUUUUAG